AUGACUAUAACUUUUCUAUUCAGCGCUUUGGGUGCGCUCACCCUCGUCAGUCGCACGGGUUGUACAGAUAAUAUAAAUGGUCUAAGCUCAGAUGGCGUCCAGGAGUUGGAGUACACUGAUGUAGACUUAGGGCUCACACAACGAGGACCUCAUUUUGAUAUUCCUUACUCCAGAAAUGUCACAGCUCUUGUUGGGAAGACGGCACAGCUGAACUGCAGAGUCCACGAUCUUGGUAAUAGAACGGUAUCAUGGAUCAGGCACCGAGAUAUACAUCUCCUGACUUCAGGACGAAUGACUUAUACCUCUGACCAGAGGUUUAUCAGUGUCCACAAUCCUCAUACAGAAGAUUGGAUAUUAAAGAUAAGAUUUCCCCAACGGCGUGACUCCGGUAUCUAUGAGUGCCAAGUUGGUACCACACCGCCCAUUGGACACCGGAUGUACCUCUCUGUUGUCGAACCGUUAACAACAAUUCUGGGAGGUCCAGAGCUUUUCAUCAACAUGGGAAGCACGAUCAACUUGACGUGCGUCGUUCAGCACUCGCCAGAGCCUCCGCCUGCCAUUCGCUGGACUCAUAAUGAUGAGGAGAUAAACUACGAUUCUCCUCGAGGUGGAGUAUCAGUAAUUACUGAAAAAGGUGAGAUGACGACGUCUCAUCUCCUGGUCCAGAAGGCGCGGACACCAGACUCCGGUCACUAUACAUGUGCCCCAGCAAAUGCAAAUCCCAGAUCUGUUCUCGUCCACGUAUUGAGCGGAGAACACCCAGCAGCCAUGCAACACGGUGGUCAACUUCGGCUUCAAUAUCCGCUAUCUGCAGCACUCCUCAGUGUCAUCGUAACCCUUAUGGGCUGC
Molecule: messenger RNA, 849 nt
Organism: Brenthis ino (lesser marbled fritillary)
Lineage: Eukaryota; Metazoa; Arthropoda; Insecta; Lepidoptera; Nymphalidae
Source: the annotation of a GenBank genome assembly